AUGGAUACUGUUUCUACAGAAGUUAGACUGAAGAGACGGGAACAAAAGCGACAAAAAGAAAUGGCUAAGGAUGCUGAGGUGAUUGCGGAUCUCAAAGCUAUUUGCACAGACGCAGAUCCCACUAAAUUGUACCGGAACAUGAUUAAGAUUGGACAAGGGGCGUCCGGUGGAGUCUGUAUCGCUCAGUCUGUGGAUACUAAUAUGUCGGUUGCUAUUAAACAAAUGUGUCUUGACAAGCAACCAAAGAAAGAGCUUAUUAUCAAUGAGAUCCUGGUUAUGCGGGAUGCACGUCACAAAAACAUUGUCAACUUUAUCGAUUCCUUUCUUGUUCACGGCGAGCUUUGGGUUGUUAUGGAGUAUAUGGAGGGAGGUUCGCUCACGGAUGUUGUGACAACCAAUAUGAUGACAGAAUCCCAGAUUGCAACUGUGUGUAAAGAGACACUUGAGGGAAUAUGCCAUCUUCACAAUCUUGACAUCAUCCACAGAGACAUUAAAUCUGACAAUGUUCUCCUCGGACUAAAUGGCCAGGUUAAAUUAACUGAUUUUGGUUUCUGUGCCCGUUUAAGUGACUCAGAGCUUAGGACGACACUUGUUGGUACUCCUUACUGGAUGGCUCCUGAAGUUGUUACAAGGAAAGAAUAUGGCCCCAAGAUUGAUGUGUGGUCGUUGGGCAUUAUGGCUAUUGAAAUGAUUGAAGGAGAACCUCCUUAUCUUCAUGAAAAUGCGCUCCGUGCUCUCUACCUAAUCGCAACAAAUGGAACACCGCACCUUCAGCAUCCAGAUGCACUAUCUGACAAUCUCACAGACUUUCUUAGAUUAUCACUUACUGUGGACAGUCAGAAUAGACCAUCUGCAAGCGAAUUACUUGAGCAUCCUUUCCUUCGAAAAGCAGAGCAUGUUCGUUCAUUGAUUCCACUUAUUAAGGCGAGUAGGGAUCUACGCAAGGCACAUGAGCCCUAA
This is a messenger RNA of Phycomyces blakesleeanus NRRL 1555(-), 960 nucleotides long. RefSeq lists its product as hypothetical. Gene Ontology annotation, molecular function: ATP binding; protein serine/threonine kinase activity. Bases 1 to 960 code for a protein of 319 amino acids. The record is from RefSeq and is a predicted model, not a curated record. NCBI's taxonomy places the organism in Eukaryota, Fungi, Mucoromycota, Mucoromycetes, Mucorales, Phycomycetaceae. Gene Ontology annotation, biological process: regulation of MAPK cascade; protein phosphorylation; intracellular signal transduction. The transcript is spliced from 4 exons. Gene Ontology annotation, cellular component: cytoplasm.